This is a messenger RNA of Mangifera indica (mango), 679 nucleotides long. RefSeq lists its product as uncharacterized. The transcript has a single exon. Gene Ontology annotation, cellular component: chloroplast thylakoid. Bases 115 to 570 code for a protein of 151 amino acids. The record is from RefSeq and is a predicted model, not a curated record. Lineage: Eukaryota; Viridiplantae; Streptophyta; Magnoliopsida; Sapindales; Anacardiaceae.
GAUCUAACCCACAACGCAGUGGAUGACUAUAUUACCCCUUUAAGGUGUCUUUAUUGUCCACCCACCACAGAACUCAUACGCCACUCGCUUUAGCUUCACAGAUUAGUCAGAGUGAUGGCUUCCACAAUCUCGUCGUCUUUGGUUUUAUCGCUCCCUCGUGCGCGAAUUGCGCAGCCAGUCUCUUGCAAGGCGGAGGCUUCUAAACCUGCGCUACAACUUCACCCCAACCGGAGGAACUUAUUACUGUUCUCGCUAACGGCAAUGCCUGCUUUAACAGCGAGAGAAGGUGCAGGUUUGGCGGAGGACAUUCCGCUGUUCGGUUUGAGGAAGAAUCUAAGGAAGGCAGGGGAGGAAGCGGUGGAAAUUGUGAAAGUUGCAGAGAAAAAAAUAGAAGCGGCAGAAAAGGAGAUUUUGAAAGAAGCAAAAACGGCGGAGAAAGAGAUAGAAACGACGGUGGGUUUUGGAGCGUUGGCACAGGCGGGAGCUGUAGCUGCAGCAGAGGUUGUUGGAGUGGUGGUUGCUAGCGCUGUGGUUAAUGGGAUUUUGGGACCUGAACCACAAAAAUAUUGACGAUUUUCAAAAAUAUAAAUAUUUAUGUAUCUGUUGUAACUUGUAAUGGCUUAUUAAGCUGUAAGCUACUGUAAUUAUGGAAGUUUAAUCGAUCAUUAUUAUUCUCUCA